GAAGGAGGGGGCCCGGCGGGCGGCGGGGGGAGGCCGGCUCCGCUGCGUGCUGAGGGGGAGGGAGGGGCCGGCGCGGCGGCGCGGCGCUGCCGACGGUCUCCAGGAGGGAGUGAGGAGGAGGAGGAGGAAAGUUCCUCUGACCUGUUCUGCAGUGGAUGGGAAGAGGCAAGCAGGUGGCCUUCCUCUCUGCUCUACCUGUAACCUGCCUGAAAGAACUUCAGUGAGCAGGAAACAGCAGACAAAACAGAUACGCUCUGUCAGCGUCCAACUGUGCAAAUGCGUUCCUCAGAAAUGCAAAGAUGUGCCAUAGUAAGCUGAAGGAUAUGCUCUGCAGAAGAAACAUCCUAGAGGCUUACAUAGAAGAAGGGAUUUACCAUGGACCAAGGCUGCCUUGACAGCGUUUGCCGGUGUAAUGUCAGGAUAGAUUUUGUGCUAGCACUUGGUGUCCUUGGGAACUUUCCUGUCUUCCGUGGGCUUUUGAAGAUAAUUGCAGGUUUGACUGUUGGCAGAAAUCAUCCAGAUUCAGUACUUUGCUUCAUAUGUUUUGUGAUAUGCCAGAGAAAAACUCUUUAUCAUCAAAAAGAAUAAGAAGUCUUGGCGUUUCAUUGCUUGUGCUUUAAGUACCAUUCAGAGUGGAUCCUUGGCGAGCCUGGCCGUUUGGAGGGGUGCUGCGAAUCCAAACAGGUCUGAAACACUAGGAACAUGACUAUUCUUCUCAUUGAAGCUUUUUAUGGUGGUUCACACAAACAGCUGGUGGAUCUUCUUAAGGAGGAGAUGGAAGAAUGUGUCCUCUGCACCCUCCCUGCCAAGAAGUGGCCAUGGAAAGCACGGACUGCUGCUCUCUCUUUCAUGCAAACGGUACCACCUAACGCUAACUACAGGGUCCUCUUCGCCAGCUCCGUGCUGAACCUGGCUGAACUCGUGGCCCUGCGGCCUGACCUUGGCAAAUUGAAAAAGGUCCUCUACUUCCACGAGAACCAGUUGGCGUAUCCUGUCCAGAAAAGCCAGGAAAGGGAUUUUCAGUACGGAUACAACCAGAUUCUUUCCUGUUUGGUUGCUGAUGUCAUUGUGUUCAACUCUGCUUUUAAUAUGGAAUCAUUUCUUACAUCUAUUGGAAAAUUUAUGAAGCUGAUUCCUGACCACAGACCUAAGGAUUUGGAAAAAAUAAUCAGACCAAAGUGCCAAGUUCUUUAUUUUCCAGUCAAAUUUCCUGAUGUGAGCAGGUUCAUGCCAGAACAUAAGCUGGCCCAUUUGGAAAAGAUAACUGGUGUUAAAAGAAGGGGAGAUGCUUAUCAGCGCGAGGGUCUGCCCGCCCAGCAGCGGAGCGGCGUGCCGGCAGGUUUAAUGAAAAGCAGCAGCGUGCGUCUCGAGUCUGGACUUUGUGAAGGCCAGCCUGGACUCCCUGCCACCCCACCGGAGAGGCCUCCUUCCCCAUUAGCAACGCCGGAGAAAUCCAGCGAGGCUGGAGCAUCCGCAAGUACAAAUCCUUGUCAAGGGGGAGAUAAGCAACAUCUGACUUUUAACCCCUGUAAUAUCUUGAGUGGAGCAGACUAUCAGCAGAGACCUUUACAUGUUGUCUGGCCUCACAGGUGGGAACAUGAUAAAGAUCCUGAAACUUUCUUUAAAGUGCUGCUGCAGCUUAAAGAGAAAGAGCUACCUUUUCAUGUCUCUGUCCUGGGAGAGUCUUUCAGUGAAAUUCCAGUUGUAUUUUCAGAGGCCAAAAAAGCGUUGGGAUCUUCCGUCUUGCACUGGGGCUACUUACCCAGCAGAGAGGACUAUUUCCGAGCCCUGUGCAUGGCUGACGUUGUCAUCUCGACAGCGAAGCACGAAUUCUUUGGCGUGGCGAUGGUGGAAGCUGUGUAUUGCGGCUGUUAUCCGCUGUGUCCCAAAGCCUUGGUGUACCCAGAGAUAUUUCCAGCUGAAUAUCUGUAUUCUACACCUGAACAGCUUUUUAAAAGGCUUCAGAAUUUCUGCAAGAGACCAGAUAUUGUAAGGAAACAUCUCUAUAAGGGCGCGACGGCCGGCUUCUCCUGGGCAGCGCUGCGCGGUGAAUUCAGGUCUCUGCUCGCCGCGGAAGCGAGGGAAGAUUCGCGACAGAUGGGGCUAAGUCACAAACUUGCAGCCUAAGGCAGAAUCGCAGAACUUUCCAGAGUGUGCCCAUAUUUACCUGAUCAGAGAGCACAGAAAAUCUGCAGAGGAAGCCGAGCCUGGCUGCUUGUCAUAGCUGACACAGAGCCAUCUGCCACAAACCUGUGGCGGCUUCAGAUCUCCAAUCCCUGCCACCACCCCGGCUCAAAUUAAAUACAGAUUCGUGGAGACGUUGUGAUGGUUACACAUGUCCUCGGCAUCACAUGCAGGAGCCUGUUCAAAAAAAAAAAAAAAAAGAAAAAAAGAAAAAGGGGGGGAAAAAAAAACAUGCGGCCUGUUGUAUAACCGCGCUCAUGUAUCCCAUAUGUGGUGCCACAUUGAAUUUCCGGCGGAGUCUGUUUUCCUCCUUUGUACUGGAGGACGCGGUGCCGGCGCGCUCGCCCUCCCCGCCCGCCGCCUCUCCACCUGGGCUGCCAGGUUGGCGCGGGAGCCCGCCCGCCCGCGUCCUCCCCCCGGCCCCGGCCCCGGCCUCCUCUCCUGUUCUGCAAAUGAACGGCUCGCUGGCACCGGGGGUUUUUAAGUGAAGGUAUUAAUAAGGGGUCUGGCAGGUAAUCCCAUGAUUCACCGAGUUACAUUUGCAUUUAAUUAAUCUUAAAGAAAGCUGAAAGAUAAACAGCUGUAAUUCAAACUAGCAUGGGAAAUAUGCUACAUGGUGCCAUCUAUCCGAUAAAAUGAAAGCUGAGACACUUGUUUUAUUUCUCUCAAGGAUGGAGAACAAACAGAUAACGGUCAAAAUACUUCCAAUAAAAACCAGUAGCUGCAGUUCAUCAAGGAUCUUUGCAUCCAGUUACAAAUACAGCCUUUUAAAGAUAAAUCACUUAUGAUUCCAGCAGUCAAGCUGCUAUAUUUGUUGAUGUAAAAUGUUUUGAAGAUGUAGAUUGUACAAUAAAUUUUUAAUAAAGUGCCCACUGCAAUUUUUAA
Molecule: messenger RNA, 3069 nt
Organism: Dromaius novaehollandiae (emu)
Lineage: Eukaryota; Metazoa; Chordata; Aves; Casuariiformes; Dromaiidae
Gene: QTMAN
Product: glycosyltransferase like domain containing 1
Exons: 15
Coding region: 703-2127 (474 amino acids)
Molecular function (GO): glycosyltransferase activity
Source: RefSeq, a predicted model, not a curated record